Aegilops tauschii subsp. strangulata is the source of this 624-nucleotide messenger RNA. NCBI's taxonomy places the organism in Eukaryota, Viridiplantae, Streptophyta, Magnoliopsida, Poales, Poaceae. The record is from RefSeq and is a predicted model, not a curated record.
AUGGCAAGCUACCGCUUCCUCAUCCAGAAGCUGUCUGGAUCCUUCGAGGGCUGCGAGUUCCCCCACGUCCCGCGCGCGAAGAACGAAGCAGCCGACACGCUCGCCAAGAUUGCCUCGUCACGACAAUCCAUCCCGUCCGACGUCUCCCUCGAGCACCUGCGCAAGCCGUCCGUUAAGCCAUCGCCGGACUCCGAGUCCAUCCACGUUCCAGACGACCCGGCCGCACCUCAACCCGGCCCGGGGACUGCUGAACCCGGCCCGGGGGAUGCUCAGCUCGACCCGGCCACCAUCGUCCCGGACCCGGCCGUCGCCAUCCCCGACCCGGGGGCUGCUCAACCCGGCUCGGGGGCUGCCGACUCGGAACCCACCCUGGUGGCCAUCUUCGCCGUGGAGCGGGGCAUCGAUAUCCUCCUCGACAUACAUCAGGGCGAGUGUGGGCACCACGCCGCAUCACGAUCCCUGGUGGCCAAGGCGUUCCGCCACGGCUUCUACUGGCCCACGACCCUCCAAGACGCCGAGUCGCUCGUCCUCAAGUGUGAGGGAUGCCAGCGCUUCAGCAAACGCAGCCACCAGCCGACGUCAGCACUCCGCACCAUACCGAUCGUCUGGCCCUUCGCGGUCUAG